GGGGUAAACACGGAAGUGAAGCACUAGAGAAGAGGAUGCCGCUACUCAACUCACUUUAUUUCGGAAUUGUCAAAUAAAACAGAGUUUGCAAACUUACUGAGACAGACUGAGAAUGCAGACGGCCAGAAAACGUCGAGGUCCCCAAGCCUCAGCACAGAUGAGUUCGCUGGCUGCUCUGAAGAAUCACUCACCGCCACAGAGAAAGCACUUCCACCUGGACCUGUGGAUGGUCCUGACACUGCAGAACUGGAUCCUGGACUUUGGCAGGCCUAUUGUCAUGAUCAUCCUUCCUCUGGAGUGGUUUCCUCUGAACAAGCCCAGUGCGGGGGAUUAUUUUCACAUGGCCUACAAUAUUCUGACGCCGUUCAUUAUGCUCAAGCUGAUAGAGCGCAGCCCCCAAGCAGUCCCACGCUCUGCAGUCUACCUCUGCAUCAUCACCUUCGUCAUGGGCGCCAGCAUCCACCUAGUGGGAGACUCCAUCAACCACCGCCUCCUGCUGAGCGGGUACCAGCUCCACCUGUCAGUGCGAGAUAACCCCAUCAUCAAGGACCUCAAGCCCGCCUCUCUGAUUGACUCCUUUGAGCUGCUGUACUAUUAUGACGAGCAGCUGGGACAUCUCAUGUGGUAUAUCCCAUUCUUCAUCGUCCUGCUGAUCUACUUCUGUGGAUGCUUCACCCAGGCCAAAGAGCAGAGGCUCCCAGUGUCAGGCUGGCUGCUGUUGGGGCCCAGUGCCCUCUACUACUGGUACUUGGUGACGGAGGGCCAGAUCACAGAGCUCUUCCUCGUCACCCUGGGGUGCAUGUUUGCUGUGUGGGUGCUGCAGAGACGCCGGGGCCUGGCUCUGGACAGUAAUGGUCAGUUCCUGCUGCUCAGCUUCAGCCUGGCUGUGCUCCUGGUGGGGCUGUGGGUGGGCUUCCUCUGGGAUGACCCCACCCUCCGCGCCAAAUACCCGGGACUGGUGUAUGUGCCGGAGCCCUGGUCUUACUAUACCCUGCACAUCAAGACCAGCCACUGACAGCAGGGGGCGGAAGAGGGACAGAAGUGAAAACGGGUACUGAAAGAUGCACUGUGCAGGUUUCUGGAGUAGGGUUAAGUAUAUGAACAUAAAAAUGUAAUGUGUUGCGUUCACAAUCACCUGAUGCGCCUUGGACCUGUGAAAUCACACUAUUUAAUUUUUUUUUUACCCUAAAUACAAAAGUUUUGACCGAGUCAUUCAAGUUUUCUUUCUACAUUUUAUUUACACAUAGAAGACAUCAAACAUAUGAAGCAAGAUAUAUGGAAUUAUGUAGCAAAGAAAAAAGUUAAAUAACUCAAAUACAUAUAUUUUAUAUUAAUAUCCUUAGAGUUUCCUCCCUUUGCUUUGUUGACAGAGCUGCAAACCCUUGGUCUUCUCUCAAUGAGCUUCAUGAUGAAGCCUCCUGAAAUGGUUUUCACUUCACAGAUGUGCCACGUCGGGGUCAAGAAAUGCCAAAAGUGCAAACCAGGGUUCAAAGCAAAGGGUGGCUAUUUUUUAAUUUUUAAAAUCUAAAACAUGUUUUGAGUUAUUUGUUUGCUAUAUUCCAUAUGUGUCAUUCAUAGUUUUGGUGCCUUCAGUGAGAAUCUACAAUUUAAAUAGUGGAGAUAAAGAAGAAGCAUAAAUGAAAAAGUGUGUCUAAACUUUUGUCUGGUAGUGGAUAACCAGGAAAGUCCCAUCGAGAAUCAAAGAUCUGUUUUUCAAGGGAUUCCUGGCCAGGAGGCAUCAACAACACCCACAGACAAAACAUUUCAUAUAACACAGACAGCAUACAUAUUAAAGUGACAGGCUGAUGAUUGCAUUUCCAGGUCUUUCUGUUGAAAUGGGCCAGAGGUACAACAUUUUUUAGUUCCAAUCGCACAAUACUGAAAAGUAAUUUUUCCUCCCUCUGUCCGGACAUGAGGGACAGGUAGUGUGUAGGCUCGACAUCCUGACAAUGCAACAUGUGAGGUGUGUGAGACCUAUGCUCAAGGUACACACUUAACAACCCUAGAGUACAGUCGUGCCAUGUGAACGCAACCUAUUGAUACUUUGCAAAGACAUCACGCUGGGGGUGUUCUAUAUGUAUGCCUGUGGUGAAAUGAUCAGCAGUUACCAUGGAGACACAAAGCACACAUUAACAGACACAAUCUGAUAAGUUUUUAGAUUUUCUGAAAAAAAAAAAGGAUUUAAACACAUUUUCAGGAGCUUGUGACCAAUACGAGUGUUCAUGGUCCUGUUUAGGAGUUUAACAAAAGGUGAGUGACUAACUGAAAAACUGAAAGUAAAAAGGAUGUCACCCCUGAUUUCUAUCCUAUACUGUUUGCUACGGGACAACAGUAUAACGUGUUGCCAUGGUAACUGUUGACCUCCAGGCAAAUGCAAUGUUGUGACUGAAAUCUAUCAAUUAUCAGAUUGAUUUAUUGUGGCGGAGCGUCCACCAUGUUGUUGUCUCCAUAGAAUGCCAAAACGUGUCUUAUCUCCAUGGAGACAAGCAGACAAUGGCACCUUUUAAUUGCCUGUAAUUUAAAGUACACUCUAUACCUUUUCUGAAGAACAACGAGAAGACCCUGCAAAUAGUGGCUUUUAAAUGAAGGAUAGAAAAAAGUGACGUAGUGAUGUAAGCUCGGCAUUUCGUCCGGGGGCGGGACCUAACAUUCUAUUGCAACGAAGGAUCAGGGUUAGGUUUAUGAACAGGGGAGUUCAGGGUUUUGGUUAGGUCUGCUCAGGGGCGGUGCCAGACAUUUUUGGUUGGAGGAGCUAAUGGGGUGCUAAGGUCUUCAAUAUGGGUGCUCACGUAACAUGUUAAUUUAGAGUCUUUUAAAAUUGGAUCUUACCCCCUACCCCCUACCAUGUUUGAGUUAAGUUUAAAUGUAGUUAGCUCCUAUAGCGAUAUAUAAAAGCCAAUAUGGACCUUUUUUUUAUUGGAGUCUCAUUUUGAACAAUAUUUUUAGUAAAGAUUGGAUGUGUAUGAAAGUGGGGCACAAAUCUUUGCUAUGGGGGUGCAUGGACCAUUCUAGGGGAGGCUAGUGCCCCCUCAACCUCCCCUUGGUCUGCUAACCGGGUCUUGGCAAAACUGAACUGCAAUUUUUAGACAAAAGAAAAUGUAAAUACAAGUGGUGGUUAUGAAAUGAACUCACUCUCCAUGGAAAACACAGCUGCAGCAGUUAGCUCCGGCCCCGAAUGAAACGCUGAGAAUUUAGGGAGUUCCUUUAAGUGAAGACUGUUGUAAGGUUUGUGAGUUCCUCUGUGCUGUCUCUAACAUGGCGGGUUAAAGUGUAGGCUUGCAGGGCUCCAGCAGGGGGCUCUGUUUUUUGAUACUUGACCUUUGGGACUUUGUAGACUGAAGCGCUGUGCUGCUGUGGGACAGUGAGGAUGUUCUUUGUCGAUCAAUGUUACUGAACAUGACAGACAGCAAUGUUUUUAAAGAAAAAUCUGUUUUUGAUAUCAUGUCUGUGUCCUAAAAUGAGUUUAAGCCAGGUACAUAUGAUAGGUUUUUCUAAUAUGACUUGAUUUUGUGUGGUAGUAUCAUAGACUGUAUAUAUAAAUGGACAUAGCUAACCUGUUUGCCAUGUUCCAAAUAGGAAGUGAUCUUGGGUGUGCUUCUGGCUCCAUCGACUCUGGCUCCAAAUCACUUUACAUUGGAAAAUUGUUACCUCCCUCUCUGUAACUGCUGCAGUGAGCCUCAUUAUUUUCUUUUAAAAUAUUCAUAUUAACCCAAUGCAUGAUCCUCGGGUUUUUAUUUCGCCAUCGCGCCUUCUCUCCCUGAAGUCUCUCCCGCUAGCGUUAGCAACAGAAUUGAUUGACAGCGUUGCUAAGUGCUCAUUUCGUGCUAAACCAGCGGUGCGAGUGGAAAGGGGUGUUACCUUCAACCACUUUGCUCCAAUUGGCUCUUUAGUUACUAUGAUUUGCGGUCAGAAUUUCAAAAAGUGGAAGUCAGCCCCAAAUUCGCCUCUUUAACCACUAGCCUCAAUGAGCUGCAUUUAACUGGAGCUGAACACUAUGGGUGACGUCACACUCACUCAGCCCACUUCUUUAUACAGUCUAUGGGUAGUACCUGUGGUAAAUAUUUAUCAUCAUAGUUUCACAUCAGAAUGGCACCAGAAGUAAACGUACAUACAUCACAAUGUAUCACCAGCAGUAGGAAAAAUGACAAAGUGUUAGCAGCCUACAAACAAGUCUAUAAUGAUAUACUGUAAUCUGUUCAUCCAAUCUCUUGUAUUUAAAAUAUUCAGUGUAUUCAAUGUGUUAAGUGUCUUGUACAUGUGGGAGAAAUUUUAGUAUUGUGUGUUAUUUUUCUUUUGUCCAAGAUACACUGCCAGAAGUGUUAAAAGCGACACUAGUCUUUCUCAAAUCCUUUAGUCUCAUCCUGUUUUAUUUCACAUGUCUGUUGUUUGAUCAUCCUUAUCUGUACUCAGAUGCUAAAGUAAAGGUCAAACCCAACGGCCAGCCAGACUGAUCAAAAUGUAAAUUAUACUCGGGAAAAGACCUCAGACUGUGUUUAAGUGUUGUAACCUUUUUGCUCUUGGCCCACUGCAGCAGAAACUCUGUCUGUCAGUAGUGGGACACCAAUUUGUUAUUAUUUUGAUAUUUACAGAUAAUUUCCACGACAUAUGUAAAACAGGAAGUAAAAUUAUAAACUUAACCCCAAUUUAAAAAAAACAAAAACAAAAAAAAAAACUAUGCAGUUUUUAGUUUAAAGCAGGGGUGACCAAAGUGUGGCCAAUUGCUCAGCUCCCUGUCAGAGGCCACUCUAUUUAGAUAAAUGUUUACACUGAAAAGAGAUACAGAUGAGACCAAAUCAGUCAAUCCCCUUAAAACCACAAUAACUGAAGAGAAUUAAAACAUAAAUAUAUUUGAAGAUGACAUAUUCAAUUUGACCCUUCAAGGAA
Molecule: messenger RNA, 4884 nt
Organism: Periophthalmus magnuspinnatus
Lineage: Eukaryota; Metazoa; Chordata; Actinopteri; Gobiiformes; Gobiidae
Gene: cln6a
Product: CLN6 transmembrane ER protein a
Exons: 7
Coding region: 113-1015 (300 amino acids)
Source: RefSeq, a predicted model, not a curated record